AGGGUGUUCUGUACUGUACUGUGCCUCAGAGGCUAAACAGCCAUGUACAAAAGCAGUUACUCCCAGGCCAAGUUUGGCUUGGAGGCCAGGAGGAAGAUCCAGAAGCCCAGAGGGAAGAGCUGUGGCUACUACAUGAGGGUUGUCUUCUUCUUCUCCUCUCUGAUCCAGUCACUCAUCAUCAUCAGCCUGGUGCUCUUCCUGGUCUACGGGAGCUCCCCAGACACGGCGGCCGAGAGCCGGGUCAAGGACCUGGAGAAGAGCUUCAACCACCUCUCCAUUGACAACAUCAACCUCCGGCAGCAGGGAAAGAACCUGACGAAGCUCCUGAACGCCACCCUGACUGACAAGAUGCGCAACGACAAAUAUAUGAUGAGUCUGCGUCAGGUGGCAAACGGGUCUGGCAUGUUCAUCGCCAAUCUCAAAGGACUAGUGACUCAGUGUGAAAAUGAUAAGGGAAGAUGUCAGAUUCAACUUAGAAUGAGCCAAUGCUUCAGGGCCAUGCCCCCAAAUGAAAACCAGGUCCAGCAGCUGGAGCAGUUGCUAAAGCUAGUGAGCUCCAACUUCAGUCAGACGGUGCAGUUCAUGAGGAUGGAGAUGGAGAACACAGCCAUGGACCGGGACACCCUGACCCUGGAGGCCAUCUCCCUCCGGAGGGACAAGACCUUCCUGCAGAGACAACUGGAGGGCUACAGGAAGAAGUGCAAGGAGGACUUUGUCCAAUCCCUGGCCGGCAUCUCCGACGUCUCUAAAGCCUUCCUGUUGAAGAUCGACAACCUUCUGCCCAAUGUCAGCCCCUUCCUGCUCACCUGCGAGAAGCAGCUCCACCACCUGGACCAGAUCCGCAACAACUGCACCGGUCUGUCCCGUGAGGUGGAGAACAAGUUCCAGCAAUACCUGAACAAGGUGGGCUCUCAGAUGUCGGAGAUUGAGGGUUGCAGUGCCAGGCUGCAGGCAGAUAAAGACCAGCUGAAGGAGGUCUACGACUGGUGCAGUUACAACAGCAGUGCCAUGGCCCUGGAGCACCGAGAGAAGCUUCAGAAGACCCAGGAGAAAUACGACCGAGAGACGGAGAGGCUGCUGGUGGAUAGCAGAAGGCUGCAGGGGGACAAGGAGCUACAGGAGACGGUGAUGAAGGUGAAGGAGGGCGAGAUCGGCAUUCUCAAGGACAAGAUGAAUAACCUCAACACCUCACUGGUCAACUGUGGCUCCAGGACCAGAAUGGGUAACCCAGGAAUGUCCGGACCAAAUCAGAGUGGACCCUGGAGUAGCAGGCAUGGGAUGGGUGACCCUGGCUCAACUGGGAAUGGAUUUGGCAGGGCAGGGUCAAGCUCAAGAGGGUUUGAGUCCACUGGGAUGGGUUCAAAUCCAUUCGGUAGUGCAGGGGCAGGUGGGACAGGGACAGGUAACAAGCCAGGCUCAACUAACCAAUUUGGUAAUACAGGAAUGGGAAGGACAGGGUCAAGUUCAAGUUCUACUGCAUUGGGUUCGUUAGGGCCAGGUAAAGUGUGGGCAGGUCGAACAGGGACAGGUGCGACAGGAGAGUUGGGUGCAAUGGGUUACGCAGGGAUGGGUGAGGCAGGGUCGAGUGCAACAGGGCAGGGCAACAGGGGGCCAACCGAAAUGGGUUUGGAGGCUACAGGUGGGUGGGGUUCCACAGGAAUGGGUAACACAGGGAUGGGCGGGGAAGGGUCUAGUGUAACAGGGCAAGGUAAAAGGGGGUCAACUGCUGGAACAGAAUUGGGUGCUGGAACUGGUGAGUGGGGUGCUCCUGCAACAGGAAACGGCAACACAGGACUGGGUAGGUCCGGGUCAAGUGCUUCGUCAUCAUCAGGCGCCACAAGGAUGAACGGUUCAGGAAUGGACAGCUCGAAAGGUUUAGCACAUAUCAAUCAACACUUACGAGAACUGCAGCAGUAUUCUAAUGCCGACUCCGGCUCAGAAGUCUCUGGGUAAUCCAUGAAAUUUCAGAGGAAAAUGGAGGAAAACCUAUAAAACCCAGUCUCCUCAUAUUGAGUUCUGGUUUGUCAAUAUACAGUACCAGUCAAAAGUUCACCUACUCAUUCCAGGGGUUUUCUUUAUUUUUUUUUUACUAUUUUCU
Molecule: messenger RNA, 2098 nt
Organism: Oncorhynchus tshawytscha (Chinook salmon)
Lineage: Eukaryota; Metazoa; Chordata; Actinopteri; Salmoniformes; Salmonidae
Product: plasmalemma vesicle-associated protein
Exons: 6
Coding region: 43-1953 (636 amino acids)
Biological process (GO): positive regulation of cellular extravasation; regulation of vascular permeability
Cellular component (GO): caveola
Source: RefSeq, a predicted model, not a curated record